Molecule: messenger RNA, 1282 nt
Organism: Arachis ipaensis
Lineage: Eukaryota; Viridiplantae; Streptophyta; Magnoliopsida; Fabales; Fabaceae
Source: RefSeq, a predicted model, not a curated record
CACUAAAAAUCAUAACACUCGCGUCCAGAAACGCAAUUCCCCCAAAGUUCAGAAACCUAAUUCCCCUUCUUCCGCACCACCUCCUCCUUCUCCCUCUGCCGAAGCUUCCACGGCAGGUUGUGCUCUCGCUGGUGCAGCUGCAGAUUCUGGUCCCUCUGGACACAAAACGGUUCGUCGCCAUCAGUGACUUUGGCGAUAGAGCUAUUACUUCUGCCUCUGGAUCUGCAUGCUUCAAUUCAUUCACAGAUUUCAAGCUAUAUUAGGGUUAAGUACAAUCUUCAUUACUGAUAGGAAGAUUGCCAUAGAACUGGUUGAAGCUAAGGUCUAAUGUGCCGAGUUGCCAGAGUCCAGUGAGGUCUGGUAUUCUUCUAGCUAAGCUUCUCAACCCUGUUAUCUCCUCUGGGAUUUUGCCGAGCUAAGCUAAGAAUCAUUCGCUUGGAAGACCAUCACGUAUGGAUGAGUUUUUUGAGCACACUCAUACUCGCAAAGAGGAUAGGACUCAAUGGGUUGAUGAACACUCCCGAAAGACAAAGGAUAUAUUUCAAGAGCAUAUGUUUCAGGCUGAGCAAGAGCGACAGGCUGCUAUAGAGGCUGGUGUAACUGAUCCACCGCCUGUCUCUGAGGAAAGCAUAUGGAUUGAGACAGUGGGUGGAAAACGAAGAGGUAGGGGAUAUGGUAUGGGUGAGGUAAGGGACUCUUCCAUGGUGCGGCCUCGAGUUGAUGGGCCAACCACGACCACCAGCGCUGAUGUUUUGGAUCUUAGAGAACGAAUCAUAAUACUCAAUAGGGAAGUUGAACAGCAUGCUGCUAAAUAUAGAGAGCUUGAAGACCGCUACCAAAGGGAGAAAAGAGAGUGGCAACAGACAGUUGAAUCCUUGCAUGAGGAUCUCAACACCAGUAACUCACAGAUGGAUCAGUUUAGUCAUCAAUUGAGCAGCUUGACUGAGUAUGUGAGGGCCAUGGGUUCUAGUAGUUCUGGAUCACGUGUUCUCCCACCUCCUCCUUUUACUUUUCCAAGCUCUCAGAAAAGCACAGCUUCAGCCCCAGUCCCAACCCCAGCCUCAGGUAGAAAACUCCCACCUAUUCUGUAGCGACCAGGACAACCACAGAGUUCUCAAAGGGAGGAUGAUUCUGAUGAUUUUGAUGACUCGGAUGAUUAUUUAGAUGAGUAUGAGUAGGUUAUUUAAUUACUUGGAAUAUUUUGUAUUAUUAGUAGAUUACAAUUUAAACGAAUAUAAGUCUAAGUUUAGUUAUUUAUCUUGUCUUGAGUCUUUAUGUUAGA